CUGAUGUUGCGAUGUCGGAGCGAGAUGGUUUGAUCCUUCAUUUGAUCCUACUUUCAAGAUCUUGUUUAUGUUGUUAUAUGCCUAAUAAUUUUAUAAUUCACGUUUAAGGAAAAAACAAUCCAUUUGAGCUUUCCAUCAUCCUUUCAUAAUUCAGAAUUUUUGAUUGUUUACUUAAAUUUCGCCUUGUUUACGAUUCAUAGAUCUUAGAUUAGUGUCGUCGAAAUCUUAAGUUCUUUCUUUAAUUUUAUAAUUUCAGAAAAGAAUUUUAUGUAUAAAUAUGCUCUCUUGGAGUUAUCUUUUCUAUCAUAUAAUCAAUUCAAUUUAAUCAAGUUUGCAUUUAUAAAUAUAAAUGUCUGAUUUGAGAAAUAUGUAGUUUUUUUAUAUUUUAAUUGCUAAGAUGCUUGUUAAUUGCAAUAUUUCUUUUAAGUAUGUUAUGCUUUGUUUGGGCAGAUUUUUAGUUUCCAAAUUUAAGUAUGAAAUCUUAGCAUUUGAAUAAUAAAUGCUUUAUAUAUCUGAAGGAAAAGGAAAGUGUAAAAAAAUGCAAAAUAGAAGACGGGCAACAUUCCAUUCUUUAAAUCAUAUUGGUGUACAUUUAGAAUUUCGGUGGAAAAUUAAGCUGUAUAUUUCUACUUGCUAAUAAUAUAUAAAACUCAUAAAAUAUCUCAAGGUUAUGUGAUAAUUAUUUUAGAAAAUAAUUUGAAAAAUGAUUCAUUAGGAGAUUUAUUCAUUUAAGAAAUUCUCAUUUGAUUCAGUAGUGAAAUAAUGAGCUGUUCUUCUCCUUUUAAAAUAAUUAAAUAAAUUUUGUCUUAAAUGUGUGUUUAGUUUUCUUGCUUUUCUGAUGAAACACUGGAAAUUAAGAAAAAUAUAGAGAAAAGGAAUAUUCAAUCACAGUUGAUAACAAUUAGUAAAGUUUGUUUUCAAACUAUUUAAUAUAAUAAAUAUUUAAAUAUGGGAAGCUGUGUAUCUCAUUGUUCUCGACAAGAUGUUGUUCAUCAACAGACUGGCAGAGUUAUAACUGACUCUCAGAAGUCCAUCGAAGUAACAUCAGGUUCAGCAUUACUUCCCAAAUCACUGGCCGGAAUUGGACCUGAAGGAAAGGAUUUGUCUGAAGACAAUGACUCGGGAGAUAAAACUGUUUUAUCAUCAGUGAAGCUUCUAGUACCUGAAUCAGGUGAAGUCAGAGAUCAAAUUAAUGCGGAAAUACGUGCUCUCAGAGAACAGUUAGUGCGAAGCCAGGUUUUAUUUACAUACUUGUUAAAGAAUACUUCCGAAAAUGCUAAGAGCCCAGAUGGAAAAAAGGAACUUUGCACACUUCUUGAAGGGGGAACUUUGGGAGAUGCGAUGUUCCAAUGCAAGAGUUUUGAUGGCCAAGUCUUAGCUCGUCUGUAUAAUCGAUCUAAUCGAAGCAGCAGCUCAUACACAAGUCACAGAUCUACGCCUAUGCAUUGUGGUUAUACAUCACUGUCAUGCCCUACUCUUCCAAUAGAUUAUCCAGCAGUCACAAAAUCAACACAAACUGAACCACUCUCAGGUGCAACGUUUUUCAUAGACCACACUGACACGGACAGAGUUUUGUCAGCUCAGUCGACUCAUUCUUUAAACAAAAGCGUUUUUUCCCCACCAAUAACACCUUGCGGUGCCAUUCCUGAAACAUUUCUAAUAACUGAUGUAUGUGAGAUUCACAGAGAACCUGAAGACCAUACUUACCCACGUCAUAGAACAAAUAGCUUCUUAUCAGCAGUAAAAGACGGUAAUCCGAAAUUAAUAGAUGCCCAACUUGAAAAUGAACAUGCAGAAAUGAAGCAGGUUCAAAGUGACAUGUGUGAAGUGGAUCAGAAAAAUGAAAUGUCCCAUACUUUGUCUGAUCAUCAAUCUACAAGUUAUACCUCUUUUGCCUCCUCAUCUGUUUCCAAAGGUUUUGAUAUGGAAAAUAAAAGCAUUUUUGAUGAUGUCAAAGAAUGUGUGUUUCCUCGCAAACUGUCUAUUCUUUUGGAAGAAGAUUAUGAAGAUACUUCUGGAAACUUCUUUUCUGUUUGCAGCUCUCAACCAUUUUUAAAUAAGAAAAGAAAGGUACCUCAAUCAUGUACUGCCAAAACACAAACUGAUUUGACAAUGCCAAUUAAUCCUGCUUUAUCUCAUAAGCAACUUUUUCCGCCUUCUACCAAACCGGACGUUCCUGUAAGUGAAAAGUGUUUUUCGAGGUGCGGGUAUACAGUUGUAUCUCAGAGUGUGCAAAAAAGGAUUGUUUACUCAGAGGAGCUUCCUAAAAGACUUGUAUUAAGGUAUCCACCUCCUUAUACAAAGAAACAUGCCAAACAUCGCACUUAUCCUUCAGCUGGAGAUAGUUACUUUCAAGAUGUGCAUUCAAAACCAAAGCCACAAAGCGGCAGAUGGUAUACUGCAUGUGAAUCUUUACCAAGUAGAAGUGAAAGUUCUCAGAACUUAACUCCGAAUUCACAAAAUUACAGACUUCAAACAAGACAUCUUUCUUUGGAAAAACAAGAGUCAUUUUCCUCUUGUGAUCACAGUUUGUAUCCUGAUAGUCGCAUGUCGUCUGCGACAGACUGCUCUGGUUGGAUUACUAAAUCUGAUGUAGAACUCAAUCUAAGACCUGAACCACCAAGUUAUCAGCAAUCAUUACUUGCUUCUCAACGAAAUCAGUCAUCUAAAAAUAGCAACGUAGAGGCUACUCCUCUUGAAUCGAAGCCUCCAAGCGAAAAAAGCGGCUACACGGCAUCUGGUGUUGGUAUUCUUGAAAAAUCCAAAUCUGAGAGCGAUGCCAAAUCUAUCGAUGAUAGAAAUGGAAGUAAUAAAGAAAAAUUAAAAUAUUCCCAACGCAGUUUGCGUAGAGGUUCUGGUGCUGGUUCUCCGAAUUCACAGUUAACGAUUCCUAGAUAUCCAGCUUUUGACUUCAGUGAACAAGAAGAUGUUCAUUCAAUAUUUCCUUCUCCAUCAGAACCCGAAGCAAAUCGUAAUAUUAAAACGGAAGAUUUCCCAGGAAUUUUAAAAUUAGACAAGGCAGCUGAUCCAGAUGCAUCUCAAAAUACCUUGAACUUAAAAGAUACGAGUCAAAAGAAAAGAAACUCGAGUAAAUCGAAAACACUGAUGCCCGAACACAUGGAGAAUUCGGAGACUGAAUCUACUAAAGGAAGUUUCGAAUGUGAAGCUCCUGAUAUGCCUCCAUCUUGUGAAGCGACAUCUAUUCCUGUACCUGAUAUCGCAUUUCCCAGUUUGCCUAAUACCUUUUUAGCAAAACUGGGCGUACACAAAGAUAGUCCCUUACCGGUUGAAGCUUUUGAUGAACAUGAUCUGGAGAGUAAAUUUAUAGCAUUAUCUUUGGCUUUUAAAACGGAUCGGGCUACAUUAGCCAAAAGAUUAGAACUGCACAAGCGUCAAAGAGAUAUGGCCGAAAAAAAUGUGGAAAAUGAGUUUCAAUCAAUGAGAGACCAUUUAUGUGCACUUAAUUUGAAAGCUACGAGUUCUGAUGUUCGAGAUCUUAUUUCGAAAAUUCAGAAUCAUCUGGAUAUAGCCCAACAAGCUGCUGCCAGAGUCUCUGGUCGUUCCGAAACUUAUGGUGCUGUUCAACAGGAAGAACGUGUCAGUCGAGCUUUCGAGGUGUUGGUUUUGCAUGUCGAUCAUUUGAAACGAUUGUUUGAUAAAGAGCACAAGGAACUGGAAGAUACCAGAAGAAUGUUAACAGAUACUAGAGCAUUUAGGAAAGAUGUUGUUUCUGAUGUUGUAUCAGAAGAUCAAAAGAAAUAUUCUAAAACUUUUGGUUUGCCUGUUGGUUCCAUUAAAUCGGUUGGAAGACGAAGAGCAAGUGUUUCAGAUUUCCACCCCCGUUCUUUUCUAGAAAAUUGUAAAUCUCCUGGAUUCAGUCAAAGCUGGACAUCCGGUGUAAGCGUGCGAAAGGUGGAUCCCAAACCGAAUACUUUAAGCACAUAUCCAAUGGCUAGUAUUGUAGGUCUGAGUAGCAAUAGCCUACCUACAUCUCCUCAAGCAACUAAACCCCCUACUAGAAUAUCCACUACAGGAAAUACAACAAGGCGUUGCUCUUUGCCUUCUGCUAGUCCCAUGGCUCCAAAUAAUUUGCAGAGUCCUGAAACAGUGUCUGACGAGUCAACUCCACCACUUUCAUCUUUUCUUCAGAAAUCUUUCUGUAGGAAGAAAGAGAGAAACAUAUGGACAAGAAAGCUGUCUGCUGUCACUGAUGAAAAAGAACAAUCUGAGGAAGAAUCUGACAUAUCUAGUUAUGACACCAAAAAAGUAGAAAAUGUGGAUCCUCCUGAAAUAAAUCCGGAACAUUUUAUGUUACGUGCUUUCUUGCAGCAAGUAGAACAAAAAACAAAUGAAUUUUGUGAUCAUUUCGAUAAUCAAUUUGAUGGGUUGACCGACUUACCUGAUGAGACUGACUCUGCACCUGAAAUAUCUGAAAAUAUUCAAACUAAAAUUUUAAAUUAUGUUCAAAACUCUACUGUCGGUAAAUAUCUCUACUCUCCAGUAAUCCAAGAACUGUGGCAGCAAAACAAUACUUCUACAUUAGCUCGCUAUUUCUGUAGCACGGUACUGGCAUUUAUAGCUCUUUGUUUUCUGUUGUCUUUAAUUUUGCCUUGUAUAGGCAUAAAUUUAACUUUAGACUUUGCAAAAGAUAUUUAUGACACUUUGAUAAGUCUCAUAAUAUUUUGCUAUCCUCAUCAAUCCUCGAUUUGAAACAUUUUUUGGAUGGUCUAGAAUUAGUGAAAUUUUAUGAAUUCAAAUACUCUUCUUAAAUAUUUGUCUAUUGUAAACAAAAAAAGCUGUAUUUCAGCAUAGUAAGCAGAAAUAAAUGGAUAUACUGUCCGAAUUUUAAAACAAAGACAUAUCAUUAUUUUAAAUGUAUUUCUGAGAUAAAUGUCUCAAAUUUGUAAUAUUAUACUUUGCAACUGACUCAUAGAAUAUGCUUCAUUAUCUGAGCAACGUAGUAAAAAUACUAUUGGUAUGAUAUUACUUAAAGAAAUUUUUUCAUAUAUCAUUGUAUUUAAAAUCACAGUUAGGAAUUAAUAUAUGUAUGUGUGCCAAUAAAAAAGCAGGAUGUCACAUUUCUGUUUUAAACUGUCGGACACUAAAGUGAGACUCGAAAUGUAUUAUUGUAAUAUAUUCAUGUGCUUUCAUAUUGUAAAAUCGCCGUCAUUUCUAGUUGAUUUAUUGAAUGUUGUUUACUGAAAUUUUCAGUGUAUGUAUUCAUAAUAUAAAAGUGAACAAUUUUUGAGCUUGACUAGCAUAUACAUUAAAAUGUUCACGAACGAAAUAUUAUACUGCUGUGAUGUUCAUCCAGUCUGUAUUCCUUGUUGCUUUUAAUGAAUUGUAAUUGAAGUAU
Argiope bruennichi is the source of this 5356-nucleotide messenger RNA. Its product is annotated as inositol 1,4,5-triphosphate receptor associated 1-like. The coding region runs from base 949 to 4710 and encodes 1253 amino acids. NCBI's taxonomy places the organism in Eukaryota, Metazoa, Arthropoda, Arachnida, Araneae, Araneidae. The transcript has 23 exons. The record is from RefSeq and is a predicted model, not a curated record.